GCAAUUUUGCAUUGCAAACUUUAGUGUAUGCAUGUCAUUUAGACGACCAUGGAAAAUCAUAGGUUGAUGUUGGUGUUUGUAGUUAUGGUGUCAUGUUCUGAAUUGGCACGAAUGGCAAAUGGGCGUGAAGAAGAUAAUGAUGAGCACCUGAUGAUGAUGUACUGGAAGAGAAUUAUGAUAGUGGAUGAAUCAGGAAAGACGGGCGACUUUAAGAAGAUACAAGAUGCAAUUGAUGCAGUUCCAUCAAACAAUGUGGAUCCAACAUUUAUAAGAGUAGAACCAGGAAUUUACAAAGAGAAGGUUACUGUUCCUCAAGAUAAACCCUUUAUAACACUUAGUGGGAGAAAUGCUUCUUCUACGGUUAUUACUUGGAAUGAUGGUUCUGAUAUCUUUAAAUCACCUACGGUUACUGUUUUUGCUACUGAUUUUGUGGGACGUUACCUCACUAUUCAGAAUACAUACGGUAUUGAUACCAAAGACAAAGCAGUAGCAUUAAGAGUUACAAGUGAUAGAGCUGCUUUCUAUGCUUGUAGAAUUAUAUCCUACCAAGAUACUCUUCUAGAUGAGAGUGGUAGACAUUUUUACAGCAACUGUUAUAUUGAAGGAGCCACGGACUUCAUUUGUGGAAAUGCAUCCUCUCUUUUCCAGAAAUGUCAUUUGCAUUCAAGUUCCGAAGACAAUGGAGCAAUAACAGCACAACAUAGAAUGACAGAAGAAGAUGAUUCAGGAUUUUAUUUUGUGGGAUGUAAAAUAACAGGACUCAAAACUUGUACAUUAGGCAGACCAUGGGGUCCUUAUUCAAGAGUGGUUUUCUCACAAACUUAUAUGUCUUCUACGGUACUACCUCAAGGAUGGGAUGAUUGGGGCAAACCUGAUACCCACAAAACGGCUUACUAUGGUGAAUACGAGUGCUAUGGUCCAGGAGCUAACACAACAAGUCGAGUUGAUUGGUCACUUAAGCUCUCUAAUCAACAGGCCAUACCCUUUAUCACUAUGACCAAAAUGGAUGCUAAAGCUUGGGUUUUCGCUUGA
This is a messenger RNA of Amaranthus tricolor (Joseph's coat), 1032 nucleotides long. Its product is annotated as putative pectinesterase 11. The coding region runs from base 49 to 1032 and encodes 327 amino acids. Gene Ontology annotation, molecular function: pectinesterase activity. The record is from RefSeq and is a predicted model, not a curated record. Gene Ontology annotation, biological process: cell wall modification. NCBI's taxonomy places the organism in Eukaryota, Viridiplantae, Streptophyta, Magnoliopsida, Caryophyllales, Amaranthaceae. The transcript is spliced from 4 exons.